Molecule: messenger RNA, 894 nt
Organism: Bicyclus anynana (squinting bush brown)
Lineage: Eukaryota; Metazoa; Arthropoda; Insecta; Lepidoptera; Nymphalidae
Product: cytochrome b5-like
Exons: 3
Coding region: 1-366 (121 amino acids)
Cellular component (GO): membrane; intracellular membrane-bounded organelle
Molecular function (GO): heme binding
Source: RefSeq, a predicted model, not a curated record
AUGGCCGCCGUGCAGAAGUACACGCGAGCAGAUGUGGCCAGUCGCAACGGCAAGGGCGGCGCGCCCGUGUGGAUGAUAUACAAGGACUCCGUGUAUGACGUCACACGCUACGUGCCGGAGCACCCCGCGGGCGACGUGAUGCUGGAGGAGGCGGGCGCCGACUGCACGCAGGCCUUCGACGAGUCCGACCACUCCAAGGACGCGCUCACCAUCCUGCAGAAGUACAAGAUUGGGGAGAUCGUUGACGAGGAGAAACGCUACGACGCCAAUGGCAAGAAGAUAAAGAAGAAGAAGGUGGUGGCAGCAGUUCCAGACGCCAGCAGUCGCGGCUGCCUCAGCAUCAUCACCUGCGGCCUGCUGGGCUGAUGACUCCAGCACCUGCCGACACUAGUCAUUGCUACCGAUACUGCCGCCCUGUCCUGCCAGAGCUAGGCAAUGCCAUGCACAGGACUCUAAUAUCGCAGCCACACUCGCCGCUCGCGCUGCCGCGAUUGUUGCCUAUCAAUGGUUUCACAAUGGUGAAACCGCGCGGCGUCAGCUAGUACGAGGAUAAAACAUCGCUUUGUGACACUCAAUAAUAUUGUGGCUCUCUAUUGGUAAAAGAAUUUUUAAAAUAGGUUCAGUAGAUCAAUAGAAUUUCCCCUACAACCUCACAGACCCACAAACUCACAAAUUUUAAUAGGUAGGAGUAGGUACUACCUAUUAUAGAAUUCGUACCUACCCUGAGUGCUUAAAAUUAUAAAAUGGAUUUGUAAACAGACGGCAGGUUUAAAUAUUAUACAUAGAAUAAUUUGUAAAUAAUAAGCAGGUAAUUUAAUGAUUGUAGGUAUUACGUAUUUUUAAUUAAGUUGUGUAAUAUAAGUAUUUUACUGUUGCAUUAGUCCAGAGGUUAGU